Messenger RNA from Aspergillus caelatus, 1942 nucleotides. RefSeq lists its product as uncharacterized. Gene Ontology annotation, cellular component: mannan polymerase complex. Gene Ontology annotation, biological process: protein N-linked glycosylation. Gene Ontology annotation, molecular function: alpha-1,6-mannosyltransferase activity. NCBI's taxonomy places the organism in Eukaryota, Fungi, Ascomycota, Eurotiomycetes, Eurotiales, Aspergillaceae. The record is from RefSeq and is a predicted model, not a curated record. The transcript is spliced from 2 exons. Bases 207 to 1442 code for a protein of 411 amino acids.
GCACCCUGGUCCUGAUCAUCUGAAGUCGAUCGGUUGCUGUCUUUGUUAUCGCUCCACAAAUUUCUAACCCAGCAUGCGUCCCCUGAAGUCAAACCAAGAAAUCUGGGAACCACUUCCGUAUUCCUUUUUUCUCGACCGAAGCUUGUUUCCCUCAAUGAACUUGGCAAUUAACUCCAUCCGCUCGUUCUAUUCAAAAACCGAUAGCGAUGAUUCCACAAAGACAGAGGAAGCUAUCGAUAGGUGGUCGCAAACUGAUCCUCUUGCUGUUGGCGGUCCUGAUCUACGUCGUUCUUUAUCAUCUCCCACCUCCGCCAAAGACCAAGAACAAUACCAGUUCGAAUAGAAAAGCCCCAAAAUAUGAUGUGGACACUACUCCGCGAUUCCUGCAUCUCUCGUCCUUUCGUGAGGCCCCUGAUUCAGAAUAUGAGAAAAAGGUUUCGGAUGCACUGCUAGAAAUAGAAAGAAAAGCCCUACGCGAGAGCAAUUGGGAUAUCUCCACCGAAGAUCGAAUCUGGCAAGUUGCGCUCGGUAAAUACAUCGAGCGAGAAUCGGAUUCAUUAAAUUUUGAGCAAGAAAAUAAUGGAUGGAAGUAUUCACUCGUGGAUGACAAAAAAGCAUCCAAAGUCAUUACUGAGAUCUUCUCAAGCGUGCCAGAUCUCAGGAAGUUGUAUGAUUCUUACCCGUACCAUGUGAUACGUUCGGACCUGAUCCGAUAUCUUAUUCUGUGGUACUACGGUGGCUUCUACGCAGACAUGGAUGUUUACCCGGCCCGCACUAUCAAAGAAUGUCCGGCAUUAGAGCCACUCUGGGAAGAUGGUUCCAAAAGCCUGAAUGUCUCCCUUGUUGUAGGCAUUGAAAUCGACGAGCCACAUGCCUCCCCGCGCCUCAUGCGUGAGUGGCGCUGGAUUAGACGCUACCAGCUGAUCCAGUACACUAUGUAUGCGCCACGACGCUUUAGUCCAAUACUCCGAGAGGUGAUUGUUCGAGUCAUGGCUCACACAAGACGACACAUUAACCAGAGCAACUUCCUGCGUGGGCCACGCUACAAGGAGAACACGAUUCUGGAGGUCACAGGACCUGGAGUAUUUACCGAUGCAGUUCUAGAUGUGCUAUCUCAGACUCUGCCGCCGACUCACAGCUUGGUAGAAUCGUCAGUGAACGCGGAUGCUGACAUUGGGGAUCUCGUUUCGCCGUCUACCGGAGUGACCCAAAGGCGGGUGACGUGGGCCCCAUUCAACAGAAUCAAAGAGCCGGUCUGUGUGGACGCAUCGGAGGCCAUGGAUGGAAAGUCUAUGGGAGGCGUCUGCGUCUUACCUGUGAAUGUAUGGGGAAAUGGACAAAGACACAGUGGUGCCGAGGGGUUCAGCAGUAAACAUGCAUGUAUCAACCAUCGUUUUGGGAGAACCUGGAGAAAAGGCUGGAUGGAAUACUUCUUUGGGUAACUUAGGAGGUACUCUUGCUCUAUGGUGGGAAAAAAAUGCCAUAUUCAAUGGAACUCUUGUAUGGCCCUUGCAAGCAACAUCCAAAUCACAAAAAGGAUGAUUUGGGAUACGUGUCACAAUGACUCUCUGAAUCUCUGUCAGGUACCUCGCCCAUGAUACUCAACUACGGGGGCUGGUUCAAAGGGAACUACGUAUUUACGGCUGUUCUUUGACAAAAUCGGAGAUAGUGGAAGUAUGGAUGUGAUAUGGUCACUCCAAGGGACAGCACACUGAAGAGAACCACAGAUGAGGAGCUGAAGUUACGGGAUUAUACGAGGACAUGACAGUGACUUACGGACAUCGAUAACAUCAGCAUGCUUAUUACCCCGACUAUACUUUGUAUUUACUGUAUGAUAUUCGAGAAUUUCUGUACACAGGUGAACCGGAAUAUUUUUGUUAUUCCUUUAAAGGCUGCUUUUAAGUAGCACUAUUUAAUCCCACAAUAAUAUCAAGCCCUAAAC